GAGCAAAUAGUGGCGCAGACGACAACUUAAACUUCAAAACAAACAACUGAAAUCAUUUGUGAAAUUCUAGCAUGGAUGAGUUCCUCCAUAAAGCGCUUUACGUCGAGGAAACAGACGAGGAUAUCGAUUUUGAGUCUGCGCCCAGUACAGGCCAAGAAUACUUGAGAAGAGUUAUAGUCGAAUCGCGAAAAUGCGAAGCUGUUGUAGUUGCCGAUAUGAAAGGAAAGAAGCUGAAAGCCCAAACUGUCAAAUACACUACAGACUCUGGCUGUCCACCUGCACCAGAAGUUUUCCUACCUUCAAAAGAAUGGCAACAAUUCCAAGUCUCUCAGUUUUCCUGCCUCAGGAGCCGCAUGGCAAAACACUUGGCCAGGCUGAAAAAACAAGGAAUUCAAAUGAAACCGAAUAUAACCCUGCCUGCUGGAGACAAAGAAAAAGAAUGGUCAGUGUUGUGCUAUGGUAACCCUGAGGAUGAAAAGCCUUGUGCUGGAACACCACCUAUGCUCCCCAUAAUUUUAUCCCUCAACCAGUUUAUGGUGGAGACUCUACUCGAGUACAACGUGCAAUGGCUGGAGGAGACGAAUUUUACUCAGCAAAGGGGUCAGUGGCUCUACGCUCUACUUGCCAAAUUGGAGAAACCUUUGAAACCCGAAAUGUGUAGCCUCAUCAGAACACUGGCCCGUUUGUGUAGCACAUUCCGAGUUCAAUUAGCCUCGGUCGACGACCCGCUGUUGGCCCAGCUCAAUCUUUUCAUAUGUCUAGUCGGUCGUUACUUUGAUCAAAGUGAUUUAGCCGAUCCGAUGAAAUGAUUUAAACGCGAACAGCAAACAUUUCUGGUAACACAUUUCCCGCAUUGUAUUUUUAUUUUAUUUUUCUUUUGUUCGCCAUUUUGUAAGAAAUAAAAAAUGACUGAUGGUAAAUAUAGUAAAGAUCGUGGGUGAAUAAGAA
Molecule: messenger RNA, 948 nt
Organism: Daphnia pulicaria
Lineage: Eukaryota; Metazoa; Arthropoda; Branchiopoda; Diplostraca; Daphniidae
Gene: Gem2
Product: gem-associated protein 2-like
Exons: 5
Coding region: 72-809 (245 amino acids)
Biological process (GO): spliceosomal snRNP assembly; spliceosomal complex assembly
Cellular component (GO): spliceosomal complex; SMN complex; nucleus
Source: RefSeq, a predicted model, not a curated record